GCAGCCUUUGGAGCAGCCAGGAAAGACCUUGCCUGGGUGAUAUUUCCCAGUGAUUCCGUGUGAUUUUUAUUUUUUUUUGGUAUUCCUUUCCCUCCUCCAUCACGCUGUGGAGCUUCACUCCACCACUACGGUGUUCUCCCGAGCGCUGUGGAGUUGGGACCUGCGGCAUCACCCGCAUCAUCAUCAUCAUCACAGUCGGUUGGCUUUAGCAGAGACCAUUUGACUGAGCACACAGAAGCGCACUGAAGUCCUGUGGAACCUGAAGCAGCAGCUGGGAAAGAGUUCGUCUCCACUGCAGAGAGGUGGACUGCUCUGGGAUUUACAACGAGGACACGUCCAGUUCAAACACUCAGUGCAGGUCGAGCAGGAGAUCGACUGACUCGAAACCAACAAAGGCUGCUCUCUGCAGAGGGGGACGAAGUAAAAAGCAUGAGUUCAUGCAGCACAGAUGUUAAGGAAAAUCGGAACUUGGACAACCUCUUCUCCAAAGAAGGGGUUGCAGCUGAGGCUGCUCAACUCCCCAAUGGGAGUGCUGGGGGUGGGAGGAAACGUCCCUUAGAGGAGGGCAAUAAUGGGCAUGCACAUUCCAAGUACAGGCCCAAGAAGCGUAAGAAAGUCCCUGGGCCCAUUCUACCUAAGAAUGCUCUAAUGCAGCUGAAUGAGAUCAAGCCAGGGCUGCAGUACAGACUGCUGUCUCAGACCGGGCCAGUCCAUGCGCCUGUCUUUGUUAUGACUGUGGAGGUAAACGGGCAGCUCUUCGAGGGUUCAGGUCCUACCAAGAAGAAGGCCAAGCUGAAUGCAGCAGAGAAGGCCCUGCGCUCCUUUGUCCAGUUCCCCAAUGCAUCAGAAGCUCAUAUGGCCAUGGGCCGGACUCUGUCCGUUCACACAGACUUCACCUCGGACCAGGCUGACUUUCCGGACAUGCUCUUUAAUGCCUUUGAAUCAUCAACUCCUGUAGAUGACCCGUUUUACCUCGCAUCCAACAGUAAUGGUUCCUUCAGCUCACUGGGAAUAGAGUACCCACUACUACCCUCCCCUAUCCCAAACCUGGUCCAGGCCCCCUUACCUCCAGCCCCCUCCACCUUCAUCUCCCCUACAAGUGGCAAGAAUCCUGUCAUGAUCCUCAACGAGUUGCGGCCGGGCCUCAAGUAUGACUUUGUGUCAGAGAGCGGGGAGAGCCACGCCAAGAACUUUGUCAUGUCAGUGACAGUAGAUGCUCAGAAUUUCCAGGGUUCUGGACGGAACAAGAAGCUGGCCAAGGCCCGGGCUGCUCAGGCUGCUCUGUCCGCUCUGUUUAACAUGCAGCUGGAUCAGGCUCCAUCGAGACAGCCUAUUCCCAGAGAAGGACUGCAGCUUCACCUGCCACAGGUCCUGGCAGAUGCCGUUUCUCGCCUGGUGGUCGACAAGUUCAGCGAACUGACGGACAACUUCACAUCUCCACACGCCAGACGGAAAGUACUGGCAGGUGUCGUCAUGACAACAGGUACUGAUGUGAAGGAGGCUCAGGUCAUCUGCGUAUCCACAGGGACAAAGUGCAUCAACGGUGAAUACAUGAGCGAUAGAGGUUUGGCCCUAAAUGACUGCCACGCUGAGAUUGUGGCUCGCCGCUCGCUCAUCAGGUACCUGUACUGCCAGCUGGAAUAUUUCCUCAGUAACCACGAAGAAGAGCAGCAGAAAUCCAUCUUCACCAGGUGUGACAACAGACUAGGCUUCAGACUGAAGGAAAACGUCCAGUUCCACUUGUACAUCAGCACCUCGCCCUGUGGAGACGCCCGCAUCUUCUCUCCUCAUGAAGCUGGAGUAGAGGGUGAGUGUCUUCAUCUGGCCUUAGUCAGCUGUGAAAGUUCCUUAGAUUACAUGAACAUGUAUGGCUCACUAUACGAUUCUCAAAGUGUCUCUCCUUGUCUUCUUCCUGUCUCAGAUCAGGGCGACAGACACCCGAACAGAAAAGCCCGUGGCCAGCUCCGCACUAAAAUCGAGUCUGGUGAAGGAACCAUCCCAGUCCGCUCCAGUAACACCAUUCAGACGUGGGACGGGGUUCUUCAGGGCGAGAGGCUGCUCACCAUGUCCUGCAGUGACAAGAUAGCCAGGUGGAACGUGGUUGGAUUCCAAGGCUCUUUGAUGAGCUACUUCACCGAGGCCAUCUACUUCUCCAGCAUAAUUCUGGGCAGCCUGUACCACGCCGACCACCUCUCCAGAGCCAUGUACCAGAGGAUCACGGAGAUUGAGGAGCUGCCACAGUCCUUCAGCUUGAACAGACCACUGCUCAGCGGAAUCAGUAACGCAGAGGCUCGUCAGCCGGGGAAAGCACCAAACUUCAGUGUGAACUGGACGGUGGGAGACCAAGGAUUAGAGGUGAUCAAUGCCACCACGGGGAAAGAUGAUCUGGGUCGACCCUCCAGGCUCUGUAAGCACGCUCUUUACAGCCGCUGGAUACGCCUGCACUGCAAGCUCUCCUCCACCCUGCGGAUCAGAACAACAAGGCCCAGCAGCUACCACGAGGCCAAGCAGGCAGCGGUGGAGUACCACAGCGCCAAGCAGACACUCUUCAGAGCCUUCCACAAAGCCGGACUCGGCGCCUGGGUGAAGAAACCUAUAGAGCAGGACCAGUUUGCACUCACCACCUGAGCCAGCGCUGGGCUGGCAGCGAUGGGGUGUUUGACGAGAAACAUGUCAAAGUGCUUGCUUUGCUUUCUGGGUCAGUUUCAGUGGUGGAAUAAUUCCCCUCUGAAUCGUCAUGGACUGGACUUUUACUGGCAAGAAAGAGGCACCAAAUCCAGAUGUCAGAAUCCAUGGAUUUAUUAUUUCGUCAGUUAUGCAACUUUAUACAAAAGACAAAUGUGAAGACAGACUUUUGGAAAUUGUAAACAGCAUUGUUAGAAUAGUGACAUAUCCAUCUUGCAUGUGUGGUUAUACCAAAUUCAUAGAAGUCUUCAGUGAAAGGUUGAUCAUGUAUCAAUGUUGUGAUAACUUGAGAAUGUGUUUUCUCUGCUUUGUUGCAGUUCUUUGACUGCAAAUUUGAGGUCACAAAGAUUUUCUUUUUUAAUUUCAAGCUCAGAACACGCACACUCACAUGUCUAAAUGGCAUGAAAGACUUUGGAAUGGGAUCCUUCUCCAUCCUGCAUUUCAAACGCAGCUCUACUCUGAUGUAUUUCUUGUCUGUGGUAGAUGAGAUGUCACUUCUGACUGUCCAGAAACGACAGGUUACCCAAUCACGCACCUGGGGGUACCAGAAGCUCAAAACAAUAGUCAAUAGCAACAGCA
This is a messenger RNA of Epinephelus fuscoguttatus (brown-marbled grouper), 3264 nucleotides long. RefSeq names its product double-stranded RNA-specific editase 1-like. The transcript has 10 exons. Gene Ontology annotation, molecular function: double-stranded RNA binding; double-stranded RNA adenosine deaminase activity; tRNA-specific adenosine deaminase activity. Lineage: Eukaryota; Metazoa; Chordata; Actinopteri; Perciformes; Serranidae. The record is from RefSeq and is a predicted model, not a curated record. Gene Ontology annotation, biological process: adenosine to inosine editing; RNA processing. Gene Ontology annotation, cellular component: nucleolus; cytoplasm. Bases 430 to 2628 code for a protein of 732 amino acids.